ACGUAAAAUCGGUCACCCAAAUUCCAAAUCUUAACCGUUGAAAAACCCUUGAUGAUGGUCCCUCUUCUUCCUUGUGAUUACCCACAAUUUAUCUUCUUCUCCUUCCUCUCCCCUUUCUAGUUAAAAGCGCAUCUGAAUCCCAACAACAAAAGCAAAAAGCUCAAACCAAAACUCAACUCGUAGAGAAACAAGGACAUACUUUUUUUUCAUUUGUUCUUUUCGUUCUUUAGGGAGUUUUGGGUGUUCAAGGUUUGAAAAGAAAGAAUAAGUGGAUACCUCUCUAUAUAUUUUGAUUUGUUUAUAAUUAUUUGUUUUCGUCAAUGGAGAAAGAGAACAAGAAGGUAGAUGCAGCAGCUUUGGAAGGGUUUUCUCCUGUCACUACAACUAGGAUUUUCUGGAACUCCAGGAAGAGAUCAGCUAGCGGGAGGAAUUUAGACAAGGUAACAGAAGAGACUGCUAAUAUGACACCCACCAAACAGGAAGAAGAAACUCCAGAUCAAGAGAAUGCCCCAGAUCCAACAACAGCUUCUGAACUUUCUGAGCGCCGGAAGGCUCUCUUUGAACCACUGGAACCCAUAAAAAAUCUCAAUGGCCGGCGCCCAUCAGCUGAAUCUUUACUUCCCCCACCAGACUUUGAUGCUGCAAUCUAUCCCAAGGGCUGGCUGAUUGGAAAGAAGAGGAAGCUGGUAAAUGUUGAUGUUGUUGAGAGCAUGAGGAGGAUUGCAGUCCAGGAAAUGAACAGAAAGGACCGGGAAAUUGAUGGCCUAAAUGAGCAGUUGGAAGAAGAUGCCCGAUGCCUAGAACAUCUGCAACUUCAGCUUUUACAAGAGAAAAGUAAAAGGUCAGACGUAGAGAGAGAAAAUGCAAUGCUUCAAGAACAGAUAUCCAUGCUGAUGAACAUGUUGCAGGAGAACGAAAGCAUGGGAGACGAAGGUCCAGAUGAAGCUUAAAGAAAAAAAAAAUUCAUUUGUAGUUUGUUUAUUCUUUUGUAGAGUUGUUUGAAAAGAGUAAGAAGGCAGGAAUACAUGCAAAUAUAUACACAUUUGGGAGAAAAUAGGUCUAGUGAUUGUAGUUUGUUUGGCGUGGUGAGUAGCUUUCUUAUGCUUAUUAUUGCUUGUAAGUUGUAAGUUAGUCUCAAAUCUUAUGCCAAAUUUAUCUAAAUAAAUUGUUUUUAUGUUA
Messenger RNA from Theobroma cacao (cacao), 1179 nucleotides. RefSeq names its product Snf1 kinase interactor-like protein. Gene Ontology annotation, biological process: regulation of flower development. Lineage: Eukaryota; Viridiplantae; Streptophyta; Magnoliopsida; Malvales; Malvaceae. The record is from RefSeq and is a predicted model, not a curated record.